Aspergillus steynii IBT 23096 is the source of this 1940-nucleotide messenger RNA. RefSeq names its product MDR family MFS transporter. The record is from RefSeq and is a predicted model, not a curated record. Lineage: Eukaryota; Fungi; Ascomycota; Eurotiomycetes; Eurotiales; Aspergillaceae. The transcript has 3 exons. Gene Ontology annotation, biological process: transmembrane transport. Bases 39 to 1763 code for a protein of 574 amino acids. Gene Ontology annotation, molecular function: transmembrane transporter activity.
GUUGCUCUGUCUCAUCAGUAUUCCUUUCCACAGCCAAGAUGACCGCGAGCACCGACACACCACGAGUUGCGGAAGCAAAUCCGCCCACGAAGGCCUCCGAUGGCGAGAAGUCGCAGGAGACCUCUGUCGAGAAAUCCCAGGAGGAGACGUCUGUCGAGAAGUCCCAAGAGGCUUCUGGUGACAAUGCCACCCCGGAUCCGAACGCCCAUCACACUUCAGGAUCUCGUCUGGCGUUGAUCAUGACGGCGAUUCUGUUGUCCAUGUUCCUUGUCGCCCUGGACCGUACAAUUAUCGCAACCGCUGUUCCGCGCAUCGCAAAUCAGUUCCGCGCCUUGAACGACAUUGGCUGGUACGCGGGCGCCUACCUGAUCACCAGCGCUGCCACUCAACUGCUGUGGGGGCGCAUCUAUACUUUCUACAACACCAAGCUCGUUUUCAUCAUCGCAGUCGUGAUCUUCGAGGUUGGCUCUGCGCUCUGCGGCGGAGCUCCCAAUUCCGACGCGUUCAUUGUCGGCCGCGCAAUCGCAGGCAGUGGAUCGGCGGGCAUUUUCUCCGGUGCGACUGUCAUCAUCACCCAGAUCAUUCCUCUGGCGAAACGACCCAUGUAUAUCGGCUUUAUGGGCUCGACCUUUGGCGUUGCCUCGAUCGCCGGGCCCCUCGUGGGAGGUGCAUUCACCGAUCGAGUGACCUGGAGAUGGUGUUUCUACAUCAAUCUUCCCAUCGGCGGGUUUACCCUGGCGAUUAUCCUGCUCUUCCUCCGUGUCCCCCCAGUCACGAACACCGAGCCGUUGUCUCGCCAGUUGAUCCGUCUCGACCCGCUGGGAACCCUUAUGUUCUUGCCGGGAAUCAUCUGUUUCCUGCUCGCUCUCCAGUGGGGCGGCAACGACUACUCCUGGCAAAACGCCCGGAUCAUCGCGCUGUUCGUGCUGGCCGGCGUGCUCAUCAUCGCGUUCGCCAUCAUCCAGCUCUGGCGGCAGGAAGACGCGACUAUUCCCCCGCGCCUCAUCCGCCAACGCAGCGUCUCCUGCGGCGCCAUCUUCGCCCUCUGCAUCGGAGGCGGCAUGAUUUCCAUGCUCUACAACCUGGCACUGUGGUUCCAAGCCACGAAGGGCACCAGCGCCGUCCAGGCCGGUAUUGACACCAUCCCCGUCGUGCUGUCCCUUGUGGUCGGCUCCAUCUUGUCCGGCAUCCUGAUCUCCCGCACGGGAUACUACGUCCCCUUCAUGUACCUCUCGACCAUCCUGACGUCUGUGGGCUCGGGCCUGAUCACCUCCUUUACCCCAUCCACCGGCCACCCCAAGUGGAUCGGGUACCAGGUGCUGUACGGCCUGGGCCUCGGUGUCGGCAUGCAACAGCCCAGCAUGGCCGCGCAGACGGUCCUGCAGUGGAAAGACGUCUCGACCGGCGUGUCCAUCAUGUUCUUCAUGCAGUCGCUGGGUGGCUCGAUCUUCAACUGCAUCAGCCAGUCGCUAUUUACGAACUACAUUCGCGCGCACGUCGCCGGCAUCCCGGGUCUGGAUGCCGAGAAAGUCCUGGCCACGGGUGCGGCCGAGUUGUCCAAGAAUGUCCCUGCAGACAAGUUGCCGCAGGUGGUGGAUAUUUAUAACGAGGGCCUACGGAGAGCGUUCAUCGUCACGCUUGCCGUGUCCUGUCUGACUGUUUUGCCGGCCCUGGGUAUGGAGUGGCGGUCGGUUAAGGCGAAGCAAAAGCCGGAACCGGCGAAGGAAGAGCCCCAACCAGAUACUAAAGGUGAUGAGGCCUGAUUUGGCUGUCAGUCUCGAAUGACGACAUUGGUUACUAAAGAAUGAGCGGGGGGACUAAUGGUUGUUUAAAAGUUUCAAGGGCGGCGAUUUAUUUCUUUAUACGAUUCUGGGACGAUUUGCGGGCGAGAGAAGGGAGGAAAAGAAAUACCCCGUUUGGAUCAUAAAAUGAAGCAAGGG